AUGUCCUCCAGAGAUGCGGUGAUCGAAGCACUCGAACGAAGGCUCAAGAUCCUGGAGGACAAGGACGCCUUGUGGACUCUCAUGAACCGUUACUGCUACACAUGUGACAACUAUAUGUUCCAGGAAUUCGCCAACUUUUUCACCGAAGACGCAACGCUGAACUUUGAAGAAUGGGGGGAACUCAAGGGAAGGGAAGCCAUUCUAAAAGCGACCGAGGUCGAAGGAGCUUUUCAAGGCCUGCAACAUAGCAUGACCAAUAUCGCAUUCCACGUGGAUGGCUCUGACGCUGCAUCGGCCACUGGGUACCUCAAUUUCUAUGCCACGCCAGACAGGUCGAAACCCGAGAUUCACUAUGGGUUUGGGGGUCCAUAUUCAUUUACAUACCGAAGGACUCAGGACGGCUGGAAGGUCACGAGUCAGAGGUUGAGAAAGCAUUGGGCACAGGGUGAAGACACCAAAGGGCUUUUCACUGCCAAAAAGUAA
Messenger RNA from Fonsecaea multimorphosa CBS 102226, 483 nucleotides. RefSeq lists its product as uncharacterized. NCBI's taxonomy places the organism in Eukaryota, Fungi, Ascomycota, Eurotiomycetes, Chaetothyriales, Herpotrichiellaceae. The record is from RefSeq and is a predicted model, not a curated record. The coding region runs from base 1 to 483 and encodes 160 amino acids. The transcript has a single exon.